AUGACUCCACUCCCUGCUGUCAACAAAUGUCCACCAGUCGUAACGCGAGAGUUGAGAUGUACGAGGAGGAGGGUAACAUUCUCUGAACCGGAAGAGACAGUAACGAAAGACUUGGAGGGGAAGCAGCAUUGGCAAAGUCUUGAUGAGCUUGAUGCAAUACAUAUCACGCGUUUGAUACGUGAGAAUGCGGCGGCGGAGAGGAAGAUCCAUGUUCUGGAGUCUAAGAUUGGACACAUUCAGCGUAAACACAAACGCCUGCUCAAGAAGCUUGCCUACUGUGAUAAUGGAUAUGCGGCGCCAGAACCUGACAGCACUGGCUCUGCUUUGCAAGAGAGGAUCAUGAAAGGGUGGGCCUGUGAGUUGUUCGAUAUGGAGUGUCGCCAGUUGGAGUGUCGCCAGUUGGAGUGUCGCCGUGACAGCCUGGCGGCAGCGAUACAGAGGGGGAUUGAGCAGUCUGAAAAAGAGCUUAGAUUGGGCUUUAUGAAAGCAUCGGUCGCCGUAUUCGCGUAUGAGGCGCAGCGGACCAAAGAUAUUAGGAUACAACUUGCGAAUGAGGGCUUGCCUGUUCCUAAGGUAAGUGAUCGACUGAAUUUUACCAAAGGCUUGGUCAGGUUCUUUUCUGAGGAUGAAAUGGCAACAAUCAACGAAAUGGUUGCGAAGCAAGAGUGA
Molecule: messenger RNA, 669 nt
Organism: Pseudovirgaria hyperparasitica
Lineage: Eukaryota; Fungi; Ascomycota; Dothideomycetes; Acrospermales; Acrospermaceae
Exons: 2
Coding region: 1-669 (222 amino acids)
Source: RefSeq, a predicted model, not a curated record